This is a messenger RNA of Ictalurus furcatus (blue catfish), 2748 nucleotides long. RefSeq lists its product as uncharacterized. Gene Ontology annotation, cellular component: neuron projection. The record is from RefSeq and is a predicted model, not a curated record. Lineage: Eukaryota; Metazoa; Chordata; Actinopteri; Siluriformes; Ictaluridae. Gene Ontology annotation, biological process: microtubule cytoskeleton organization; neuron projection development. The transcript has 9 exons. Bases 227 to 2566 code for a protein of 779 amino acids. Gene Ontology annotation, molecular function: microtubule binding.
CGAUGCUCGUGCGAUCGGAGACCAUUACGUGCACUGACUGGGGGGAUUGUUAUUGUCACGCACGCUGUUAAUACGUUAUUAACGGGUUAAUGAUUAUGAAUGUCGCAUGUUUAGUUUUCUCCUAUUCACUCAAAUCAUCAUUGAAGGGCAAAUCUUUUCUUUGGUUCAUCAUGGUGACAGGAUGUGGAGGAUGCUCUGGACAGAUGCCUGAAUCCUGACCAAGACAAUGGACUUUAAAGGUGAUAUUCAUUCAUAUGGAGCUCCCAAAUCUGGCCAGGAUAGUCUGUUAAAGAAAGAUAAUGUGGCUACCCCAGAGGCAAAGAGUUUUGACAUUAAAGUUGGUGACCUGGAUAAAAUUGGUGGGAAAAAAGAAGACCUCAGCUUAAUUUCAGGAUUGUCUGUAGUGCAGAUUGGGAGUCAGUGCCAGGGUUCUCUGGGAGAAAAUGGCUUUGGUCAGAUCUGUAACACUAACAUUUUUGGUUUCACCCAGCAAGGAAUGAAUACAAGCGCUAAUAUGAAUGUGGGAAUGGCCCCCUUUCAGUCCACUAAACCUCCCACCAUGGCUGAAUCUCAGAAGACAUCUAUCCUUCAUGCUAAUGAACAACCAAAACCUUUCUUGGCCCCCAGUAAACCACCUGACACAAGCACUCACAAUAUCUUGGACAAACCUGCAGUAUGCUCCUGGACAGGUCAGGCCAUGCUCACCCAUUCCCCCAACAAGGCAGAGCAGAGUUCCUCAGAACUUUUGGGUUACCAAGGGGUUCUACAUAAAGAUGCCACAUCAGAGGAAGGGUCAGAUGAGGCUGUACAGCAGAAGGGGAAGAAAUGUGAAACUAGUGAAGAGGCAUAUGGUCUCUUGGAAAGCCUUAGAUCUCCUGAAAAAACCCAACCAAAAAGCUCUUACCAAGAAGACUGUUCACCCCCUGAUAAUGGCGAGAACUGGAAGAGUGAAAUUCGAGAGUGGGGUGGCGGACGGAUCCAGGCGAAGAAAAGUAAGAGCAGAAAGAAGCUUCCGGAGGAGUGGGCCAGUUUACCAAAUACAGCUAGCCCCUCUUCUGACCCAAAUACUGAAAUGGACAUAGACAUGGAUAUGUUUAUUUCUGACAUGUAUGAGACCAAAGACCCUCCUACUACUUUUAUUGAACAAGGGGGUUCGUCUUCUUUCACAACUACACUUCAUUCGGCCAUCCCAUCAACAAUAAGUCAGGCUAAUACCGUCUUACUUUCAAACAACACUGAUCUAUCCAAGAGCAAUCAAGUCUCGACCCCGAAUCUCACCUCUGGCCCUGAAACUACUGCACAUUCCAUCUCUAACCCACAUGCAGACACCAAAACCUUUCAGAACAAUUCAUCUGUAAGUGGUCCCUCCUUAUCAGACCCUUCCAGCACUGUAGUAAGCCAAAAUCCUGCAGCUCCUGCUUCCCUCACUUCUCAAACAAAGCAUCAGGAACCACCACUGGCAAAGUCCCACCAAGUGAAAGAAGAUACUAUUGCAAAAGAGAAGAUGGAGAAAAUGGACACUUCACCGAAGACAGAUAUUUUGAACACACUUGUUAAAGCAGAGAAGCCUGAAAACACAGAGAAGACUGACAACAAGAAAGUGGACAAUGUGGGCAAGAUCCAGGAGGCAGAGAAACAGGAGUCCAAAACUGAGAAGAAUGGGAAGCUUGAGAAAGGGAGUAAUGCUGAAGAGACAAAAAAGGAAGUGAAGGAGGAGAAGAAGAACGGUGGUGAAAAAGUGGAGAAGACAGUCAAGAAUGAGAAGAAUGUGAAGGCUGCCAAAGAGAACAGUAAACCCACUGCAGCUAAUGGAACUAAAGAUUUGAUCAGUCCUGAUCAAGUUAAGUCAAACAAACAAAAUUCAGCAAAACCAAGCUCACAUUCCACUGGAGAAAAUUCUGGUGCCCCCACCUCUAGUUCAGCAAAUAAAACAGGCCCUGUGGCCAAGAAAACAUCUCCUACUGGCACCAAGAAACCUCCUGGCAUCACCUCUGCUCAUGACGCAAAGACCUCAGAGAACAGUACUUCAGCCAAGCGUAAGCCUCCAGUUCCAAAGUUUAAUGAGGCUCCAAAAGGCUCAUCUGGCACCAAGACCAGUGGCUCCUCAGUUAAAACCUCACUGAAGAAGACUGCUGCAAAUGCAGCCAGUGCACCAGCCACUGAUGGGACUCCAGCCCCUCGGCCCUCCCGCAUCACUAAACCCCCUGUGCCCAAGCAGAUGCCCCUGCCAAAGAAGCCCCCAGUGCCACGAGCACCACGCAGUGCUCGAAUCCCUAAUGCACCCCUGCCUGAUCUAAAGAAUGUCUCUGCAAAGAUUGGCUCCACAGACAACAUGAAGUACCAGCCCGGUGGAGGCAAGGUACAGUGGUCUAGGGGAAAGAUACUACACUGCGUUACAGCAUUUUUUAUGACUGUUGAAUUUUUCUUGUCUUACAUUAAUUGUAAGAAAAGCACUAGAUAUUUAGAACAAUUAAAAUUAUUUCAUGUACAACAUAAAACAAUUGUUUUCAGCAACCUACAUAUAAAAUUGACUCUAAUCUUUAUGAACUAUCAAGUGGCUAAAUAACUCUAUCUGUAAAGGUUCAGAUAAUACACAAAAAAAUGGACUUCAGCCACAUCACCUCCCGUUGUGGUUCCAAGGACAACAUCAAGCAUGUCCCCGGAGGAGGAAACGUAAGUUUUAAUAUCCUUUUAGCCACAUUCUGUGAACUCACUUGCAAGCAUCUUGACCAUAGUAUUAAAAUUCUC